AUGGUGAAUUUAGUUGAAAUAUCUCGUGUCAUGCUUUUUGUUGCUUCACUACAGCUAAGGUCGAAUGAGGUUAUUUUGACCGUUGAGGGCCUCCCGCUGUCGCGGUUUCGAGUGUCAUAUGACUCGAAUGUUUUUGAAGGUGCUUGUCAAAAAUCCUCAAAGAGUAUUUAUCUUGUGUCCUGUGAUGAAGAUUCUGCUUCUUGUGAUUUUCUGGGCUCCUCCGAUAAUCAAAAUGUGUGCCAAGCGGGGAACAGUGAGACGGCGGGUCUUCUUUUUGAGGAGAUGUCAGUAAAUGGUAUUAAGGCAGAUAUAAUCACUUACAAUGCAUUGAUUUUGGGACUAUGUAAAGAGGGAAAGACAAGGAAAGCUGCAUAUCUGGUGAAAGAGCUGGAUAGACAAAAAUUUGAUCCAAACUAUUCUACCUUCUCUGCUCUUAUAACUGGGCAAUGUGUUAGAAAGAACCCUGACCGUGCUUUUCAACUGUACAGAAGCAUGAUAAGGACUGGUCGUCAUCCAAAUGAAGCAACUCUGGUGAUGCUGAUAUCCACUUUCAUUGAGAAUGAGGGAAACGAUGGAGAUGCUGUGGUUUCGAGGGAGAUGCUUGAGAGAUCUACUUCCCCUAAUCCAGGUACUUUAUCAGAGCUUUGCAAUGGACUUUGUCAAGAUGGCAAAGAAGAAGUUCAAGUGGCAACCCGCUUGUGUAAAGAGGUAGAAGCUAGGCAUCUCAUGCCAGAAAGUUUUCAAAAGACUGGUAGAAUCUUUAGCUCUAGACCGAAAUCUUUGGACGACAAAUGUGAGUCAAAAAAUUGA
Coffea arabica (coffee) is the source of this 810-nucleotide messenger RNA. The record is from RefSeq and is a predicted model, not a curated record. NCBI's taxonomy places the organism in Eukaryota, Viridiplantae, Streptophyta, Magnoliopsida, Gentianales, Rubiaceae.